AUGCAGUACUUCCUGUCCCUGAACAAGGACUCUGGCAAACUCUGCGAGGCAUUCAAACGAGACCUCUUCCCCACCGAAGUGCCUGUAACAGCAGAAGAGAGGGAUUUUCCUCUCGGUUUUAUCCUCACUGCGUACAAAAGCAUCAAUCAGGUGGCGCGUCUGCUACGUCUCAUAUAUCGGCCACAAAACUUCUACGUCAUUCACGUAGAUAGAAAGUCACCACAGGAGUUCUAUGACGCAGUCCAAGAAAUCGCAAAAUGCUUCGGUGCCAACGUUGGUGUAGUUCCUCGAACUGAAAAUGUCAGUGCCAUCUGGGGAGAUUACACGGUUCUAGAACAGGAACUCGUUGCUGCGCGAAUGCUCCUUCAAAUGGGAAAAUGGCGGUACUUCAUAAAUCUGACUGGCCAGCAAUUGCCUCUGGAAUCGGUUCUUGGAAUUGAUGGCUCCAGCAUCAUUGACACCACAUUUAAACACUGCAAUAAACACCGGAUACCGAGACUUAGACCGCCACUUGCAGUAGGUGGUGGGACCUGUAAGUCAGCUUAUUUCAUGGUGUCUUCAACCAAAUCAUGCACUCUGACGCAUCUGCUAGCAGACCUGAUAGCACCUGUAACGUGCUGUCUAAGCGCUGCAGAUUUUUGCCUGGAUAAUAAUGUUCUUACUCUGGCUGUUCUAAAUCACAGUCAGUAGGUAGACGGAAUGGGGAAUUGCUGUGAUGCAGACACCGCAAGGUACUGCAGGAAAUAGCGCUGUUAUGGCUAAUGACGGGCGAAAGCAUUUGUACGGUUGCAGAAAGCGAAUGAAGUAAGGUUUAAAAAUCAGCGUUGCGGUCUUUGGUUAGUCCGGCUUUAAGAAAGCCGAACGAAAACAGGUGAGUCCUCAUUGUGCGUUCAGCCUGAACUCAGAAGGUUCAGGUAUUUAGGCAAAUGGCAAGACGUAUUGUAGGACAGCGCGUCGGUAAUGGCCGAAGCUGGUCCGUUUAAUCUUAAAUCAGUUAGUCAGACCCUAGUCCCAAAUGUAGCCUACUAUAUCUGUCUAGAAGGAGGGGCUAAGAUGUAAUAGCCGUCUAGUUUGCCAGACCAGGCGGAUAUAGAAGGAAGUAAAUGUUUGUCAGCUUUAUUGGUGACUUUCACUUUGAAGCUGAAGACAGAACCAAAUACUGCCUUUUGUUCAAACUUACGCUUUACUUUAAUCGAAAAAGAAGGUAAACGUUUGUAGAUAAGCUGCUGCUUAACGCAUUAUUUAAGUGCAAAAAUACAGACUACCUAAAUCGGCAUGUUGCAUGUUCUCAAACACACUGCCCAAUUUCAGAUUUUCACAUGGUUAGCAAGUCAUGUGCCGCGUAGUGUGCCUAUGGACCCUUCGAAGUCUGUAUGGAGAGGCUUCCUGAUAUUCAUACACAGUGGGCAACAGUGAAGAAUCUGAACGUAGGAUGGCAUGGCUUUAAUCCGCGUAGAAGUCCCCUUGCCUACACAGGGCGGCAUCUGGCAAGGAAGUCAGUGGGAAGUAGGAGGAUGAGGCGUAAACAGAAACUGCAGGUCUCAACAUUUGUGGCAUAAGGCUGCUAACCGAAGUAAUAGUAUAAAACAAGAGUAAAGGGAUUGAACGAGACAUUGCCAACGGCGUGAAAGAAGAAACGGGGAACGCUUUACCGCAGCCUAUAGGGUGACGGACAAAGGAUUACGAAGCUCAUUAACAUUUGCAGACAGAGAUGAACAAAGAGACCUGUCAGAGUGCUUAACGGUGGGUGUCAGUAAGAACGCUCACGGAGAAAAUCAGCCCAACCGUUUUUUGUAUCCUUGCAAUGCAGGCUGAUAUCAGACUUGAUGAGUGAUUGGCCACACUCUGGACCCACUUGUCUACCAAAGUGUUAAUGUUCAGCAGAUUCUUUGAUGUUCGGUUGCAAUAACUGCACGGCCUAAACAAAGUACAUAUUUGUACACAGGAUCGACUUGUUUUGCCUGCCAGUGGGGGAUUCUGCCGUUGCAAGUGACGCUGUCUGGCAGUUUUGAGUAAAUCGGUGUCACCUUGUUAAUCACUGGGGAAUAACGUUGCUUU
Spirometra erinaceieuropaei is the source of this 2058-nucleotide messenger RNA. The record is from the annotation of a GenBank genome assembly. Lineage: Eukaryota; Metazoa; Platyhelminthes; Cestoda; Diphyllobothriidea; Diphyllobothriidae.